ACACAGUUGAGUCCAUGCUUUCAGACUAUGACAUCCUUUCUCUGUCCAGCAUCGAGCAACACUCACUCAAGAAGAGGGACCUCCAGCCUGAGACACAUGUAGAGAGGCUCUUAAGUUUUUCAGCCCUGCAAAGGCACUUUAAAUUAUACUUAACUGCAACUGCUGAACACUUUUCAGAAAAAUUUCAAGCAUUCAUUGUGGAUGGUGAAGGCAAGGAAAGGGCGUAUCGUGUUCAAUGGCAAGACUUUUUCACCGGACAUGUUGUUGGAGAGCAUAAUUCCAAGGUUGUGGCACAUAUUGGGGAUGAAGAUUUUACAGUGAGAAUCAGUACCGAUGGAGAAGAAUACAAUGUAGAGCCACUGUGGAGAUUUGUAGAUAAUGUGCAAGAUGAAAGACUGCUGGUCUACAGAUCUGAAGAUAUUAAAGAUUUCUCAAGAUUGCAGUCCCCCAAAGUGUGUGGUUAUUUAAAACUGAACGAAGAAGAACUGUUGCCAAAAGGACUGGAAGACAGAGAGCAAAGUGAAGCAAGCAUCCAUCGGAGGAAAAGAGCUGUUCCAGAGAGCUCCAAAAACACGUGCAAGAUGUUGGUAGUGGCAGAUCAUCGUUUUUUCAAAUACAUGGGCCGUGGGGAAGAGAGUACUACUAUAAACUAUUUGAUUGAAUUGAUAGACAGAGUAGAUGACAUUUACCGAAAUACUUCCUGGGACAAUGGAGCCUUCAAUGGGUACGGCAUACAGAUAGAGCAGAUUAUUAUCCACAAUGAGCCAAAUCUUGUAAAACCUGGAGAAAAGCAUUACAAUAUGGCAAAAAGUUACCCAGAUGAUAAGAAAGAUGCCUGGGAUGUGAAAAUGCUGCUAGAGCAAUUUAGCUUUGAUAUUGCUGAGAAAGCAGCUCACGUGUGCCUUGCUCAUCUCUUCACGUAUCAAGAUUUUGACAUGGGAACGCUUGGACUGGCUUAUGUUGGCUCUCCCAGACCUAACAGCCAUGGUGGCAUUUGUCCUAAAGCUUAUUAUAGUCAAAUUGCUAAGAAGGACAUCUAUCUGAAUAGUGGCUUAACCAGCACCAAGAACUAUGGGAAGACCAUCCUCACAAAGGAGGCUGACCUGGUUACGACGCAUGAACUCGGACAUAACUUUGGAGCAGAGCAUGAUCCUGAUAGUCUACCCGAAUGUGCUCCCACUGAAGACCAGGGAGGGAAAUACGUUAUGUAUCCAAUUGCUGUCAGUGGAGAUCAUGAAAACAAUAAGAUGUUCUCAAGCUGCAGCAAAAAAUCCAUCCAUAGGACCAUAGAGAUCAAGGCCCAGGAGUGCUUCAAAGAGCGCAACAACAAAGUGUGUGGGAACUCCAGGGUGGAUGAAGGGGAGGAAUGCGAUCCUGGCCUCUUGUACCAACAGGCUGAUCCCUGCUGCUCUGCAGAGUGUAAACUGAAAGAUGGUGCCAAGUGCAGUGAUCGGAACAGUCCCUGCUGUAAAGGCUGCCAGUUUGAAAGUGCACAGAAGAAAUGCCAAGAAGCCAUAAAUGCCACUUGUAAAGGAGAGUCUUUUUGCACUGGGAACAGCAGCGAGUGCCCCCCUCCAGGGAAUGCUCCCGAUGACACCGUCUGCGUGGACAUGGGGAAGUGCAAGGAUGGGGAGUGCGUCCCUUUUUGCGAGAGGGAGAAGAACCUCCGGUCGUGUGCAUGCAAUGAAACGGAUAAUUCCUGCAAGGUGUGCUGCCGGGACGAGCAGGAUAGGUGCAUACCGUAUGUCGAUGCUAAUGACCAGUUCCUGUUCCUGCGCAAGGGGAAGCCGUGCACUGUGGGCUUCUGUGAUACAAAUGGCAAAUGCGAGAAGCAAGUACAGGAUGUGAUUGAACGAUUUUGGGAUUUCAUAGACCAACUCAGCAUCAACACUUUUGGGAAGUUCCUGGCAGAUAAUAUAGUGGGCUCUGUGCUUGUCUUCUCCUUACUUUUUUGGAUUCCUCUCAGCAUCCUUGUGCAUUGUGUGGACAAGAAAUUGGACAAACAGUACGAGGAGAACACAAAGUCCCUGUUUUGCCCCAGUAACGUGGAGAUGCUCAGCAGCCUGGACUCUGCCUCUGUUCGAAUCAUCAAGCCCUUCCCUGCAGCACAGCCCCCCCGUCGGCACCCCCCCCCGGCCGUCCCUGCCGUUGCACCAGCACCGAAACAGGACCACCAAAGAAUGGACACAAUUCAGGAGGACCCCAGCACCGACUCUCACAUUGAUGAGGACGGGUUUGAGAAGGACCCUUUCCCAAAUAGCACCUCGGCUGCAAAAUCUUUUGAGGACUUGACAGAUCAUCCUGUCAUUAGGAGUGAGAAAGCUUCGUCCUUUAAACUACAGCGCCAGAACCGGGUGGACAGCAAAGAAACAGAAUGCUAG
Messenger RNA from Pterocles gutturalis (yellow-throated sandgrouse), 2381 nucleotides. RefSeq names its product ADAM metallopeptidase domain 17 (gene ADAM17). Gene Ontology annotation, molecular function: metalloendopeptidase activity. Gene Ontology annotation, biological process: membrane protein ectodomain proteolysis; Notch signaling pathway. The transcript has 19 exons. The annotation marks the transcript as partial. The record is from RefSeq and is a predicted model, not a curated record. NCBI's taxonomy places the organism in Eukaryota, Metazoa, Chordata, Aves, Pterocliformes, Pteroclidae. Gene Ontology annotation, cellular component: plasma membrane.